AUGUCUUCCGUUGUAAACAAUGAUAAACACUCGAGCCGGUUUCAGGUUAUUUUAGAUAAAAAUAACAAUUUCUACAAACCAGAAUCGUCACGGAGUAAAUGUACGCCCUUUUAUAUAGAAACAGAACAAUGUGGAUUACUGCGACCGGAAUUUGUCAAACAACUCGUCAAUUACCCGGAUGUCUUCGUGAAGGAUAAAGAUGAGAAGGACAGAGAGAUAGUGCGCCUAGCACCAGAUUUAAAGACACCCUUGAUUCGCACGGAGAAAGUGAAUGCCGUAAUGGAAGAAUUAAGAGCAAAGGAUUUAUUUUGUGGGUUGAGAGGAUGGAGAAAUGAAAAUUAUGAUGUAAAGACCAAGUUCAGUAACCAACCGUUGAUGUGUAUUGAGAGAGCCGCUGCGGAUUUACUAGGUAUCGUACACUAUGGUGUACAUGUAAAUGGUUAUUUCUACAAUGAUUCUGGUGAAUUAAUGAUGUGGAUAGGUCGAAGGUCACCAAAUAAACCAACCUACCCCAACAUGAUGGAUAAUAUGUGUGCCGGUGGUUUGGCUACAGGAUUAGGUGUACGAGAAUGUAUGAUGAAGGAGUGUGCAGAAGAAGCUUCAGUCGAAGAUGAUGAUUUAAAUAAUCUGGUGGCAGUUGGGACUGUCAGUUAUUGUUACGAGGAUGAACGGGGCGUCUUCCCAGAAUGCCAGUUUGUAUUUGACCUUGAACUUACGUCUGAUUUUGUUCCUGAAAAUGCUGAUGGUGAAGUUGGUAGUUUUGAGGCCCAUCCAAUUAGCAAGGUUCAAGAAUUGAUAAUCACCAAUGAUUUUAAACCAAAUUGCAGUUUAGUCAUUCUGGAUUUCUUAAUACGUCAUGGUAUCAUAUCUCCCGAAAAUGAGCCACAUUAUGUAACAUUGGUAGAACAAAUACAUAAACCCUUAUUGAACCUCUACAGAUGAUCAAAGCCAUUUAUAGAAGAAUUGAUCAACCCGUACAGAACCUCUAUUAUUACUGAUAUAGUUUUAUUGUGGGGAUUAUAUUAUUUACAAUGACUAUUUUAAUUUCUCUAUUUGUAUACGCCCACAUUUAAUACGAACAUAUAUUGUUGUCACCCACGUCUGUCCUUCCGCCCGUGGCCGAAUGGUUAGCACGUGCGCGCUGUAUCAUAAGGUCUGUCAUUGAGCCAACUGGCGUGGUUUCGAUUCCCCGGUUGUACGUGACAAGGAGUAGGGUCGCCUGUCCAACCUCGUGAGUUUUCUCCGGGUCCCCCGGUUUCCUCCCACUGCUAAAGACCCCUACGAAUUAUUAAAAUAAAAUUGAACCAUAUGUUAGUCCCGAAAUGACCUAGUUUGUGUCGUGUGGACGUUAAACCCUACUCUUUUGUUGUCACUGUUGAGGAAUACUCCAGUGGUUCGAUCCCGGUGUUGGCCCAGAAAGUUCAUCGACAUUUCCAGUAUGGUUCCCCUUGUCAAUAGUGCCCGACAGAGGGUUCUGAAAGGGACAAGGUAUAGUCGUUCGGAUGGUACGAAAAUCCGAGGUCCCGUGUACGGCGUGCACGUAAAAGAACACGGGUAUGCCCGUCUUCACAAGCCCAGUCGGUGUAAAAUAGUAGGACGUUCCCAUUUGGUGGUGCAGAGAGCCUGGAUGGGACGUGCGCACAUUAAAGAUCCCUUGGCAGUGUAACUUGGAUUACACAAGGAGUUCAAGUCUCUCAAAACAGCACAAUGUAAAACAGGGAAAGAAUUUCUCACAAAACAGCACAAUAAGUGCAACAGCGCGAAAUGGCAAUAAAUCGAGAAUUUACGACACACUUUGAGUUCUGUACGAAGUGUUAAGAAAGUUCUGGACUGGUUUGGUCCGGCUUAUAUAGUUUUGGGGAAAUUCUAGAACUUUGUAACUUUUUCUAGAACCCUCCAAUUAUUUCUAAACAUUGUUUCCAACAGUUUCCAUGGUUUCUAGAAGUUUCCAAAUGACGAUUCCAUAAAGUUCGAUCCAUAAAAUGGUAAUAAACCAUAGAUUUCGAUCAAUGUGAUUAAAACACAGAUCCUAUUUCGUUAAUUUUUUAUAGUUCAAAAUUUCGUUUUACUUGUCUUUACUACACUAGGAACUGGAAGAGUUGUUAUAUUACCGGCGUUCUGGUUGAAGUGAGGUAUUAGACAUUGAAAACAGUUUGUUACGGCAAAUUUUUGGCGUGCGAUUCACGGAACUGUGGGUAAACCAGUAGAAACGUCAAGGCUGAUUGAUUAAUCAAUGCCUGACGUCAAAGGGUCAAAAGCCCCUUGUACGACCCCUCACACAACCCCUCACACAAUCUUUCAAUACAACCGGUCAGAUCUUCAUGUAGUGUAGGCCAUCGAAAGUAUAAAAAAAAAACGAAACGAAAUAUAGAUUUGUAUUUCAAUCAGACUGGAUUUCGAUGAAUUAUCAUGUCUUCAUCACAAUGGUAAAAGGACUGUUUCAAGCUGUGAUAAGUGUUAACUAUAUAUAUAUAUAUCGUGAACCCUCUAAUUACUAAGUCCUUGUUUGGUAAUGAUCCCUUUUUCGUGUUUGUGGAUUGUCUCCCUUGUUAGUGUGUUUUCAUUUUUAGUGGAGUCCAUUAUCACUUCAGGACAGGGACUGUACAGCACCCACGGAUCCCUUCGCUUGAGUUAAUAUUAUUUAAAUUAAUUCUUACUUGCAAUAUUCUUAUGUGUCUAGUCCGUUGGGUUGUUUAUUGUGGGCUGCGGUGCUCGUGACUUAUUAUUAGACAUUCAUCGUCCCAGCGUCGAUGUUUAAACAACAUUUUUUGUUUCGAUUGUUUUAAAGGACAUAAAGCUAUAAUUCAGUAUUAUCCCUAGUCCUCGACAUUGCAAACAUAAUGUUUUAUUCAUUUACAAUCAAUAUAGAUGUUGUUACCUUACCAUGAAAUAUAUAUUGUUUAAUUGUCGAGAGCGAGAUAUUAAAGUAGCUAAGUCUCUAACUCAAUAUCAUCCAAAAUCUUCGACACAGAAAACACGAUUUAUUUGUCGGUUUAAAUCAACAUUGAUGUUGUGACCGUACGGGGAAAAGAUGGGCUUCUGAUAUCCAAUAAUUAAGACAAAAUAAACAUUUUAUCUUUGGUACACGAAUCGUGUACCAUAAUGCGUUUCAGUGCCAUUUGGAACAAGGGACUCAAAGAACAAGGCUAGACAUAUUCCACAAGUCAUGUCAAAUGGUGACGCUAUAUUCUUAUCUGGAGAGCAUGCGCAAUAAAUACCAUCGGUUUAGACUGGAAUAACCAGACGCUAAAGAUUGUCUUCAAUUGAGACUUCUGGCGUAUUUCGCCGAACAUAACUGAUUAGAAAUUACAGAAAAAACAGAAACGAUUGAAUGUAAAUCAGUUUAUAUACAUUCACAUUACAUUAUUAUAUGCGUUGCGACCCAUUUGUGUCAAUUUCUAGAUCCAAAAUAUUAGCUCCGUUAAGUAAUAUAUUGUAACAACAAGAGGACCAUAGGCCCGAGUGAUUUUACAAUAUAUUACACAAUGUCUAAAAGUUCGAGACCAUUAAACGUCUUAAAAUACAGACACUCCGCACGAGCUUUUACAGUGAAAUACGUCACGCAAGUCCAAUAUUUCACUAGAAUAAAUAAUGUACCAUUGGCAAGUUGUCCGUACGAUUAUUUGAAAUAAUGGUGCGCCAACAUCAAAGGGUGACGUCACGUCUGUAUUUUAAAGGAUCCUAAUAUCCAAUAUUUAAGACACAAUGAUAUUAUAAUCAGUAAUUGAUGAAGGCGUGUAAUAUAUGCUCUCUGGUGCCAUUUGUAAUCAGGCGCUUUGAUAAACGAGGCAAAGCGUCUGUGCAUAAGUGAGUGUCAAAUUGCCAUUCGAUUUGUUUCAACGAACAAAACUGAUUAGAAAUUACGAUAAAACUUUAGAUUAAUGAAUGUAAAUCAGUUUAUAUACACUCAUAUUACAUUACUAUGUGCUUUUGGACCUAUAAAUUACGUCUAUUAUAAGAUUACAAAGAAUAUGCCCUUUGAGCACAAGCUCGUGAAGGCUAUUUAAACAGUAAUAAGCAAUUAUCGUUCAGGAUGUUUGAAGAUGUAUUUUAUGAUUCAUGAUCAAUUGGGUAACUUGAUAUAUUUAAAUAAAAAAUACCUUGACAUUCUAUUAAAGGUUACUGUGGCUCAGUGGGUAGGUCGAAAUUAAAAAAAAAAUGGGGUUUUGGGUCCUACAGUUGUGCAUCGACCAUAUUCCCGAGAAAUCCCUCUCUAGCCAUUGCAGGAUUGGCCUCUGAUACUUCAGCUUUUGAGAGAGUGUGUCUAUUCUUCUCGCUUAAUCAAAUCUAUACUAAGUACAACAACAUGACAGUCCUUCGUUUAAUCUGGGGUCUUCCCUAAAACUUUGGACAGUGAUUUAAGGUAUUAAAAACGAUGAAAGUAUUGUUCGUCUCCAAACAGUAUUGUUUACAUUGUAGCCGUUUUAAUAGCCUCGUUUUUGCACGCAAUUAGUUUAUCUGCAAUAUUCUGCUAUGCACUGGUUAAUUGAGCGUUGUCAAUUUCGUGAGUCAUGACGUCACUUUACUCGUAUGUAAACAUAUUUGGAGCUCUUUUUAAACCCGAAUGAUACUGUUACGUAGUUAGGUAUUGGUUGUUAAUCAGACUAUUGACCAGUCAUAACUUGGAACAGAAAUUUGCUUUCAUUACAGCAGCGUUGAGUGGGGAUUAGGCCUAACCAAACGAAACACCUCGAGGCGUAUGACAUCGACUGGACUAAUGAAGACGGGUAUACGCCAUACAGUGUGCUAGGAUCACACAGGACUUCUAAGUUGGCUAAAUCUAUUUGUUAAGACCGGCUCAAUUUUUGUCAAGGUCGCUGAAAUACAAAUAAGGUUAGGGCACGUGAUUGUUGGCGAGAUUGUAGGUUAGGGUUAGGGUAAGCAUUCGGACUGGCUCUUUAGGCUGGAUAUCGCCGGUUCGAUCCUGGUGUUAGCUAAGAAAGUUCAUCUGGAUUUUCCGACGUGGUUUCCCCUUGUCAAUCGUUCAGUUGGAGUGAAAAACCCAAGUCCCGUGUACACAUUGGCGUGUACGUAAAAGAUCCAUUUGCAGUUGGAAUUCGAUAUAAGAAUAGGCCGUAGUGCCGCUGCCCGGGCAACAUUUAUCUCAUAGCAUUCUGUAUGGCGUAUGCCAGUCUUCGUUAGCCCAGUCGGAGCAGAACCCCAUUUCAUUUCAUUUCUAAAAGGAAUUCCUUUUGAUAUUUACAAAGAUAUGUUGAAUUCAAAAUUCAAUUGAUCUAUAUAUACUGCUGAGUGCUCCCUUUGUAAGAAUAACGCCGCCAUCUUUAUUUGCUGUGAACCAAAUUGAUGGGUCUGUUUUAAAUCCGCUUGAAUCCAAGUCGGAAGAUUAUCUAGCGUUGAUAUUGAGAACGUGCCCUUAUUCUGUCUUGGGCGAUGUGACACAACCCUUGGGUUAUUUGUCACUAGUUCUCACAAUGUUACCUAAUAAUAAGAUUGUUAACACAUAAUGUUUUUAAUGUCUUCAAGAGAUAAUAAUGAUUAUGCUUCUUGAGUUUCUGGGUUUAUGUCCUAAUUUCGGUUACCAUAGAUUUGAUUAGCGUGGAUUCUAAAAUAUUUAAUCCGUUUCUAAUGGAGAGGAUUAUAACCCAGACUAAGACAUGUUAACAAUCUAAGUUUAACUGGACAAGAGGGAUUAUCGAGUUAAUGGCUUAAUCUUUAAUUUAAUUAAUUGUUAGUGUACAACAAAUAUAUGUUUGUUGCACACUAUGACAAUAUUUUGAAUUUGUUUUCUUAAUUAAAUUUAAAAUAAUCAGUAUGUGUAUAUGUUAGCGUGCAUUAAGUCGUGUGAAAUUUGAUGUUUUCCGAAAAAUGUUAAUCACCCUUGGUUACUUUAAAUCAAAAACAGGUUGACAUUACGUAACAGGAGUACCUGUGUAACAAUUGUACUUGUUAAUAAUCUAAUAGAAAUAAAAUUACUAGUGUUGAAAAAA
This is a messenger RNA of Patella vulgata (common limpet), 5948 nucleotides long. RefSeq lists its product as uncharacterized. The transcript has 8 exons. Gene Ontology annotation, molecular function: 8-oxo-dGDP phosphatase activity. The record is from RefSeq and is a predicted model, not a curated record. NCBI's taxonomy places the organism in Eukaryota, Metazoa, Mollusca, Gastropoda, Patellidae. The coding region runs from base 1 to 942 and encodes 313 amino acids.